CCUCGCUCAUGCCCAGUCGCGCGGCCGCGGCGAGGCGCGAGGCGGGUGAGGCGUACACGGCACGGCCGGGUAGGCCCGCGAGUUCGUUUCCGGUUCGUUACCUCCCCGUUUGCGGUUUCCGUUUGGUCCUUCCCCUCCGUGGUCCUUCGCUGCGCUGGAUGGAUUGGAUAAAUAGAUACAGUGUUGGGCCCCGGAUGUAAUAUCUACUGGCAGCGCAGACAUGCAUCGCAUCGGACCUCGUAGUGCGACUGUGGAGCCAGGCUCCAAGAUAGCGGGUAUGUACGACCUGCUGGAGACCCUGGGCCGCGGACACUUCGCCGUCGUGAAGCUAGCCAGGCAUGUCUUCACUGGCGAGAAAGUGGCGGUGAAGGUUAUUGACAAAAACAAGCUGGAUGAUGUGUCGAGGGCUCACCUCUAUCAGGAGGUCCGCUGUAUGAAACUUGUACAACAUCCUAAUGUUGUUCGUUUAUAUGAAGUGAUCGACACCAAUACAAAACUGUACUUGAUUCUGGAAUUGGGUGAUGGGGGUGAUCUAUAUGAUUACAUUAUGCGUCAUGAAGGCCGAGGGCUGGAUGAGGAGACUGCCCGAAACUACUUCAGACAGAUUGUUCGCGCUAUUGAUUAUUGCCAUCGCUUACAUGUAGUCCACCGAGAUUUGAAACCUGAAAAUGUUGUUUUCUUUGAAACUUUGGGCAUUGUAAAAUUGACUGAUUUUGGCUUCAGUAAUCGCUUUUGUCCUGGCCAAAAGCUAGAAACUUCAUGUGGAUCUCUUGCUUACUCAGCACCAGAAAUUUUACUUGGUGAUUCGUAUGAUGCUCCUGCAGUGGAUGUUUGGUCUUUAGGAGUAAUUUUAUACAUGCUGGUAUGUGGUCAGGCGCCUUUUCAAGAGGCUAAUGAUAGUGAAACUUUAACAAUGAUUAUGGACUGUAAAUACACAAUACCUGUUCAUGUCUCUGAUAACUGUAAAAGGUUGAUAUCAAGAAUGCUUGUGAGAGAGCCUGAUAAAAGAGCAACUCUUGAAGAAAUAUCUCAUGAUGCUUGGCUUGCAAUGGAUGAAGCAUCUGAACCUCAAUCUGAAUUGUUACCUCUCGUAUCCCGGGAGCAGGUAUCAGAUGACGAUCAUGCAGUAAUAAUUCAGAAAAUGGCCAAUGGUAAUAUUGCUACAAAGGAGGAGAUUAUUGAAGCUCUUGAUAAAAAUGAGUAUAACUACAUCACAGCCACAUAUUUUCUGCUUGCUGAGCGUCGUCUCAAGCAAGUGCGACAAGCCACUCUUCCUAAGAGACCUGCUUCACGGAGUAAAACAUUGAAUAGCUCUCAAGGCAGUAAUAACCCGCUAGUAAGUGUUUCCCCAGUGGUAGAGGGUGAGCUGGAGUCCCCAAUAAACUCUGUGAAUCCAUCUUUGCUUGCCUCACCUUGCGCUGUUGGAGAUGUCCCUGGCCAGAAUUUUCGAUCAAGGAAGUGCAGUAUUGUUGCUGAGGAAGAGGACGAAGAGGAAGAUGAUAUUGUUGCAGGAAGUGGUUCGGAUGAUAUUGCUUCAGCUUGCUCUCUCAAUAGACGAGGAUCUCGCUCUGAAGGAAAACUUAGUGCGUUAGUCAAAGACCGCCUUGCGGAGGCUGAACGCCGUAAAGAUUCGCUGAAGGGAACUAUUUCACAGCAAACUGAUGACACCCCUAAACUACGCACCACAAUCUUAAAAGAAUCAUCGACAGUGUGUAUUCCAACUCCCCUCCAUGCACCAGGUACUCCUAGUGUGUCGCCACGCUAUAAAAGUUUGCCUUCUCCUGUGCAAUCCCUUAGAUCAUCUGGGUCAUUAUUGAACGAAAUUUUUGAAGAAGGAGAAGGUGGUUUCAGAACAGUUGACCAUUUGAAUGAAGCUCCAGCUCUCCUACCUAGCAGCAGACCAGGAAGAGUAAGUCCGCGCACAAUGACAAGUUACGAACAGCGACGCAGUAAGUUUCACAAGACAAGAACUGCAUCAUGUAGCUCCUCGGAUGCAAGUGAUGAUGAUAGUGAGAGUCGCAAGAAACGAGCUCACAAGUUAAAAAACUUUCCACCACGAAGAGACUCUCAUGAUGACUCAAGUGAUUCACAAGACCCAGGUGGAAGUUGUAAGAGACCUCUGGUGAGAACCCUCAGAAUGACAAGUUCUGACAUCUGUGGCUGCACAAGAUAGAUCUGCCUGACGCACAUUUAUUCAAGUUCCAGGCGAAACUCUUACCUUGUUAAUGGCAUGCUUAGAAUUGUCAACUUUCUGUAUUGGUUUUCCUUUCUCUUUUGUUCUACUUCUAAUUCUAUCUGUGGUUUAAUUGAACCCUGUUGUUUAAUGUGCAACUGAAAUAUGACCCUACUGGAAACAUCUCAAUAUAAUUUCAACUGCUUUUGGACUUUGUGUAACUCCAGUUUGUGUAUCAAAGGUUUGUCAAAUAAGACAUUCACCUUUAAAAUGACAUCCAUGUAAAAUAUUAAAAUAUAUUGAGAUUUUACUUCGCACUGGGUAAAAGCAAAUCCUGAGAUACCCAGCAGUUUUUGGCAGUUUCCUUUGUACUUGAAAAGUCUCAAAGAUCAGGUGGGUUCCUUAGAAAUAAGCAACAAGCUCUAUAUGUAUUUGCUGGGAAUCCAUUGGGAGAAAGUCUGAUUUCUAGGGGACUCACUGAGAUUCUGAAAUUCCCCGGAAUCACAGGCCCUGUGGUCUUAAGCAUUGAAUCAAAUGAGUGAAUUUUAACUGGAGCACUGUUCUUCAUUUCAAUUACAAUGGAUUUUUUAAGUAUGACUACUGAUUGACGUGUCUUUCUGACAAACCCUUAUUUUUAUUUUUCUAUUGUUGAUGUAAUGUAAAAGUUAGGUUUUGGAAGAAAUUGUGAAAUUUGGUUUCAUAUUAUUCAUCUUUGAAAAUAUUUUCAGGGUAAUUGAUCAACCUAAAGCUUUAUAAACAUCCCAUUUUAACAAUGACAUGAAUUGUAAAUGGGGACUUGAUGCUGGUAAAUUUACUUUAUCUUCUUCACUUCUGUUUGCCUCUUCAUUUUCGUCUUAAGAAAAAAGAAAGUAUAUUUUGCAUAGGUACUUUUAGAUUAUUUUUUUCUCUUCUGAACGAUCCAUCAAAAGAGAUUAUGGCAAGUGUUCUUUUCAAAUCAACAUUUCUUUUAAAAAUAUUUAAGCAUUUUGAAGCUUAGUGAUUUUUGUUCUUAUUACAGUAACAUGAGCAUGUCAAUGAUAUUGUAAACGGUAACUCUGUGGUUAUUCCCCAUUUCAAGUAAAUCAAGUUGAGGGCCUUAAUCAUUAAGUUUUUAAUACUUAAAACUCUCAUGCAAUUCCAUGACACAAAGCUGCUAUUAACUGAGAGGACUGGUUGUUUCAAAUCCCAAAAAUGGUAUGUAGUGAUAAGAACACAGUAGAUCAUGUUCUGCUGUGUUCCUAGGGUGGCAUACAGCACACAUUUGCCUAAUACGAAACACAAUUCAGAUUAGUUGCUAUAGCAAUUCCAUUACCAAAACAAUAUCCAAUAAAAUGUAAAGAUAAAAAAAAAUACUCAUCUUGUACAUAUUGUAUGUUCUAUAUGCGCAGGACGCAUGUAUAUGUAUGUAUGAAUGUAGAAGUUUACAUGAUGUAAAGCAAGAAUGUAAAUAUGAUUUAUUCACAUACAUGUUCGAAUUCUUUGUCCAAUAUUGUAAUCUUGGUGUAAAUAGUGAAUUGUAGUCAAACUUUGAAACCAAAGCAAUUAAAAGUUUGAAAAAACUUUCAAUUGGAAACUCCCAAUAGGAAUCUACCAUGUACCUAUUGUUGAGGAAGGAAGCUGUUUUUUGAGAUCAAUAUAAGAGUCUUAAGCUAUGUUAUUUAAUAAAUGUUAUACAACCA
Molecule: messenger RNA, 3852 nt
Organism: Frankliniella occidentalis (western flower thrips)
Lineage: Eukaryota; Metazoa; Arthropoda; Insecta; Thysanoptera; Thripidae
Gene: Snrk
Product: SNF-related serine/threonine-protein kinase
Exons: 9
Coding region: 221-2173 (650 amino acids)
Biological process (GO): protein phosphorylation; intracellular signal transduction; microtubule cytoskeleton organization
Cellular component (GO): cytoplasm
Molecular function (GO): ATP binding; protein serine/threonine kinase activity; tau-protein kinase activity
Source: RefSeq, a predicted model, not a curated record